Eucalyptus grandis is the source of this 675-nucleotide messenger RNA. RefSeq lists its product as uncharacterized. The transcript is spliced from 2 exons. Bases 119 to 436 code for a protein of 105 amino acids. Lineage: Eukaryota; Viridiplantae; Streptophyta; Magnoliopsida; Myrtales; Myrtaceae. The record is from RefSeq and is a predicted model, not a curated record.
CUUCUCUGCAAAAGCCGUCGCGACGAGAAGAGCAGAGGAGAGAGAGAGAGAGAGAGGAAGCAAGGAGGACAGAGACGUAGCUGAGACCGGUGGCGGCUGAUCGUUUGCGAGAUUCGUCAUGGCGGCGUUGAGCACUAGCUUGAGAUCUGCAUCGAAGCUUCUAGCUUCUUCUUCCGCUUCUUCUUCUUCAGCCUCGCUCGCCUCCAAAUCAGUCAGCAGAAAUUUCCACUCAACUGGGGUGAAAAGGAUGGGAGGUGGGCACGCACAUGGCCAUGAUGAACCUUACUACCUUCAUGCAAAGCAUAUGUACAACUUGGACAGGAUGAAAAAUCAAGGGCUGAAGAUGUCUCUUGCUGUUUUUACUGCCUUCAGCAUUGGCGUUGCUGUGCCUGUCUAUGCUGUCAUUUUUCAGCAGAAAAAGACUGCUUCCGGUUAAUUCUUAUUAAAGCCUUGUCGCUGCAAUAAUAACUUCUUUGCCCAAUGCCCAAGAUAGUAGGCCUUUGCCUGCUGGUAUGGUUUUAGUUGUUUUGCUACUGAAUAUUGUGUUUUUUUGUUGCUAUAAGCUUUUAACAUCUCGUCAGUCAGAUGACCUUGAAUAAGUUCUUUGAUUUUGCCAUGGUAUUGAUAUUUCAGUACAUACUCAUCCUGAGAAAAUGUUUAUUUUUGUUUUUUGCU